This is a messenger RNA of Prorocentrum cordatum, 370 nucleotides long. The record is from the annotation of a GenBank genome assembly. Lineage: Eukaryota; Dinophyceae; Prorocentrales; Prorocentraceae.
UAGCCGUUGUGGCGCUCCCUGGGGCGAUGCCGCUGUGGCCGUUCCAGAACGUGGUGUGCCACUCCGAGCCGUACGCCGCCAGCUUCAUUGCCCCCCGCUGCUCGUGGGGGCGGGCGGACUGCCUGUACCUGUUUGCCCUCGUGGCGCUCAUUGCACUGCCACUGUACGCGACGUUCUCGUCGAACAACGUCUGGGUAAGGGAGAGCUCGUACAUCGAGCAGCCGGCUGUGUCGUUCAGGCACGAGGUGCUGCUGGUGCUGUCGGGCGCCUCCCCGAACGACUCCGUGGGCUGGAGCACCAGCGGCGGCCUCUCGCCUCUCCUGCCCGCUCAGGUUCGGGUGCCUGUCGUGCGGUCAGGCUCGAUAGAUAA